CUCUCUCUCUCUCUCUCUCUCUCUAUCUGUCUUUGAAAGGAAGAAAAGAGAAAUGUCGAAAUCUCCAGAGGAAGAACACCCUCAGAAGGCGUUUGGGUGGGCGGCAAGAGACUCUUCUGGAGUCCUCUCCCCUUUCAAAUUCUCUAGAAGGGCCAACGGCGACGAUGAUGUCACGCUCAAGAUUCUCUACUGCGGAAUCUGCCAUUCGGACCUUCACUCCGUUAAAAACGAGUGGAGAAAUUCUGUCUACCCCUUGCUCCCAGGGCAUGAGAUCGUGGGUAUAGUGACCGAAGUGGGGUCCAAGGUAUCAAAAUUCCAGGUUGGAGAUAAGGCAGGCGUCGGGUGCAUGGUUGGAUCCUGCAAAUCAUGCUCCAGCUGCAAGCAAGGCUCGGAGAAUUACUGUCCCAAGAUGAUCUUCACCUACAAUUCCACAUACCACGAUGGCACUAUGACGUACGGUGGAUACUCAGACAUGCUGGUGGUCAAUCAGAACUUUGUGAUCCACUUCCCCGAGAGCUUGCCACUUGCUAGGGGCGCACCGCUAUUGUGCGCCGGGGUUACAGUGUACAGCCCAAUGAAGUAUUACGGGCUCAAAGAGCCAGGCAAGCAUCUAGGAGUGGUUGGGCUCGGUGGACUCGGUCAUGUAGCAGUUAAGUUUGCCAAGGCCUUUGGUUUGAAGGUCACUGUAAUCAGUACAUCCCCCAACAAGGAGAAGGAAGCAAUCGAACUACUCGGUGCUGACUCAUUCCUGGUCAGCUGUGACCCGGACAAGAUGCAAGCUGCCAUGGGCACCAUGGAUGGUAUCAUCGAUACGGUCUCGGCGGUCCACCCAAUCGUGCCGUUGAUCAGCCUGCUGAAGACUAGUGGGAAGAUGGUUAUGGUGGGUGUACCGGAUAUGCCUCUUGAGCUACCGGUAUUUCCUCUGCUUUUAGGGAGGAAGACCGUGGCCGGAAGUCUCAUUGGAGGAAUCAAAGAGACCCAAGAGAUGAUUGACUUUGCUGCCAAGCACAACAUCAAGGCGGACAUUGAAGUUAUUCAGAUGGACUAUGUGAACACGGCCAUGGAGCGGCUCGCCAAGGCAGACGUACGAUACCGGUUCGUCAUCGAUGUGGGGAACACCUUGAAAGCUCCCCAGCUAGGGAGUCACAAACUCAAGGAUCUCCCUUCUGAAAACAUGUUGACGACUCCAGCAGAGCACCACUCCCAAGAUGUCAUUGGUUGGGCAGCCAGAGAUACUUCCGGAGUCCUCUCGCCUUUUAAUUUUUCCCGAAGAGCCAACGGCGAAGAUGACGUGACAUUGAAGAUCCUCUACUGCGGCGUCUGCCAUUCAGAUCUUCAUUUCAUCAAGAACGAAUGGGGAACAACCAUCUACCCCAUCGUGCCGGGGCAUGAGAUCGUAGGCGUAGUGACUGAGGUGGGCCACAAAGUAUCAAAAUUCAAAAUAGGGGAUAAGGUAGGGAUUGGUUGCAUGGUUGGGGCCUGCCACAAUUGCCAGAGCUGCGACCAGGGCCUGGAGAACUACUGCCCCAAGACCAUACUCACCUACAGUGCAGUCUACCAUGAUGGAUCGGUCACAUACGGCGGAUACUCCGACAAGAUUGUCGUCAACGAGCGGUAUGCGGUCCGCCUUCCUGACAACCUGCCACUUGAUGCAGCCGCCCCACUAUUGUGUGCCGGGAUUACAGUGUAUAGUCCAAUGAAGUAUUUUGGGCUCACUGGCCCGGGUUUGCAUUUGGGUGUAGUUGGACUCGGUGGGCUCGGUCAUGUCGCAGUGAAGUUUGCAAAGGCUUUUGGGACCAAGGUUACUGUGAUCAGCACGUCCAUGAGUAAGGAGAAGGAAGCGAUUGAGCGACUCGGUGCUGACUCGUUCUUGGUUAGCCAUGACCUGGAGUGUAUGCAGGCUGCCAUGGGCUCUAUGGAUGGUAUACUUGAUACAGUCUCUGCCGAUCACCCGAUCCUACCGUUGAUCAGUCUGCUGAAGUAUCAUGGAAAGCUCGUUAUGGUUGGCGUGCCAGAAAAGCCGCUCCAAAUACCAGCUCUACCCAUAAUUUGGGGGAGAAAAACCUUCACAGGAAGUACGACUGGAGGGCUGAGAGAGACACAAGAGAUGAUCGAUUUCGCCGCAGAGCAUAAUAUCACAGCUGAUGUUGAGGUCAUUCCAAUGGACUACAUUAACACGGCGAUGGAGCGACUUGCUAGAGCCGAUGUCCGGUAUCGAUUCGUCAUCGACGUGGCGAAUUCCUUAAAGACUCCAUGACACUAGUCACAAGUUUGAAUUGUAUCAUAUACAAAUUCUUCAUUGUGACUGUUACGAGCUUGAGCAUAUUACUAUAGUUUGGAGAUGCUGGAUGGAUAGAGUUUUGAGUUAAACUUGAAUUUCGAGAUUUCUUAAUAGGAGGUCGUCUGUUCUAUGAAAUUCUAGAUUAUGAAAGUUGCA
Molecule: messenger RNA, 2437 nt
Organism: Magnolia sinica
Lineage: Eukaryota; Viridiplantae; Streptophyta; Magnoliopsida; Magnoliales; Magnoliaceae
Exons: 10
Coding region: 53-2257 (734 amino acids)
Biological process (GO): lignin biosynthetic process
Molecular function (GO): zinc ion binding; cinnamyl-alcohol dehydrogenase activity
Source: RefSeq, a predicted model, not a curated record